CUCACGUAAGAGGGCCCGGGUUGGGAGGCGGCACAACUAGGGGGGAAGCCGACAGAGCAGGACGGAACCAUGGACCCCGCCAGGAAAGCAGGCUCCCGGGUAGCGAUCUGGACAACGGGCUGGCUGCUGCUGCUGCCUCCGCUGCUGCUUCUAGAAGGAGCGCAGGCCCUGGAGUGUUACAGCUGCGUGCAGAAAGCAGAUGACGGAUGCUCUCCGCAGAAGACUAAGACGGUGAAGUGCGCGCCAGGCGUGGACGUCUGCACAGAGGUCGUGGGGGCGGUGGAGACUAUCCACGGGCAAUUCUCGGUGGCAGUGCGGGGCUGCGGUUCGGGACUCCCCGGCAAGAAUGACCGCGGACUGGACCUUUACGGGAUUCUGGCCUUCGUCCAGCUGCAGCAGUGCUCCCAGGACCGCUGCAACGCGAAGCUCGACCUCACCUCGCGAGCGCUCAUCCCCGCAGGCAAUGAGAGUGACUACGAGCCUAACGGGGCCGAGUGCUACAGCUGCGUGGGGCUGAGCCGCAAGGAGUGCCAGGGUACGGCGCCGCCCGUCGUGAGGUGCUACAACGCCAGCGACCACGUCUACAGGGGCUGUUUCGACGGCAACGUCACCUUGACGGCAGCUAAUGUGACUGUAUCCUUGCCUGUCCGGGGCUGCGUCCAGGAUGAGUCCUGCACCCGGGAUUCGGCGACAGGCCCAGGGUUCACGCUCAGCGGCUCCUGCUGCCAGGGGUCCCGCUGUAACUCGGACCUCCGCAACAAGACCUAUUUCUCCCCUCGAUUCCCGCCCCUUGUCCUGCUGCCCCGUCCUCCGUCCACCACUCUGGCUGCAAACAACUCUGUCAGUACUUCUGCCCCAGCCCUGUCCUCCACUUUCACCACCAAACCCACCCCAGCCCCAACCAGCCAGACUUCUCCAAAAGAGGUCGAACCUGAGACCUCCCAGGAGGAGGAGUCUACCUCGGCUGGAGGUGCUAGUGGCCACCAAGACCGUAGAAAUAUUGGGCAGUACCCCACAAAAGAUGGAGCCUAUAAUAAAGGCUCUGCAGCUCCUUCAGUGGGGUGGGUGGCUCUUCUGUUGGCUGUGGCUGCUGGCACCUUACUAUGAACUUCUCUACCUCUUGCCCUACUUCCUUGGCCAUGGGUACCCUCACUUCCCAUUACUCCCUCUUCCACCACUGGACUGGGCUGGCCCAGCCCCUGUUCUCCCUAGCUUUUGCUGCACUGGUUUGCAGCUUUGGGACAGAAAGUUACCGUUGUAUAUAUCCUGCCAGGGUGUUCCAGCUUUUUGAGGGCAGCAACUGUAUCCCCCUCACCUUUGUCUCCCCCUGGUCUCCUCCUGGUGCCUAGGUCAGAGGGUAGUCAGAGCUGUCCCAGGGAAGGUGGGAGAGACAGUGAUAAGCUUCCUAUUCGCUUUCUCACAGUCAACCUGGAAUAGGAGAGAUGGGGUCUGAGGGCUCUGCCUCCUGCCCCUGAAUCUUUGUGGGAAUCAUUUUUUGGCAUCUUUGUCUUCUUUUCUAGACUGUGAGCUCCUCAAGGGCAGGGACCGUGCCUUACGCCUCAGUGUGGUCAAUGUCUGGCACAUAAGGCUUCAAUAAAAGUUUAAUUACUUUGUA
This is a messenger RNA of Balaenoptera musculus (blue whale), 1615 nucleotides long. RefSeq names its product LY6/PLAUR domain containing 3 (gene LYPD3). Bases 70 to 1107 code for a protein of 345 amino acids. The record is from RefSeq and is a predicted model, not a curated record. NCBI's taxonomy places the organism in Eukaryota, Metazoa, Chordata, Mammalia, Artiodactyla, Balaenopteridae. Gene Ontology annotation, cellular component: plasma membrane. The transcript is spliced from 5 exons.